Molecule: messenger RNA, 432 nt
Organism: Anopheles maculipalpis
Lineage: Eukaryota; Metazoa; Arthropoda; Insecta; Diptera; Culicidae
Gene: UK114
Product: rutC family protein UK114
Exons: 3
Coding region: 4-417 (137 amino acids)
Cellular component (GO): cytosol
Molecular function (GO): deaminase activity
Source: RefSeq, a predicted model, not a curated record
AAAAUGUCAUCGAUCGUGCGUAAAGUGAUCUCCACCAAGAAGUGCCCGAAAGCGCUCGCCCCGUACAACCAAGCCAUCGUGGCUGACCGCACCGUGUACUGUUCCGGUGUGCUUGGUAUGGAACUGGAUACGCUCAAGCUGGUACCGGGCGGUGCGGCCGCACAGACGGCAAAAGCGCUCGAACAUUUGACCAACCUGCUGGCCGAAGCGGGAUCCGGCAUUGAUAAGGUUGUCAAAACGACCGUGCUGCUGGGCGAUAUGAACGAUUACGCCACGGUAAAUGAGGAGUACAAGAAAGUGUUCAGCAGCGGUUUCCCGGCCCGAACCUGUUACGGAGGCGUCAAGUUGCCGCUCGGUGCUGCCGUCGAGAUAGAGGCCAUCGCGCUGACCGGUGCCGUGGUAAACAUUUCUGAAUGACUAGACUCGAAAAUG